AUCUUUUGAAGAACAUUGUUCGCUUUCGAUUUGUUUCAUAUUCCAUACAUGGACACAUUUCUUUUGAUAAAAUGGUUCCAUUUCCUGCCACGCAUGUUUCUCCAAGCGUUAUGGGUCCCUUCGCCUACUUUCCUUUUUUGGAAUGUUGUCAUGGAAUUUUAAGUCUAGAUCACAGAUCUCAAGGCGAGAUAAAAUUUACUAAUGAGGAGAAUAAAGAUGAUUUCAAAAAAAUUGUUUUUAAAAAUGGGUAUGGAUAUAUAGAGAAAGAUUGGGGUAAUAAUUUCCCUCAGUCUUAUAUUUGGGCACAGGCUAAUAAUUUCAAGAAUGAAGAAGGGUCUUCAAUAUUUGUAACAGAUAUACCAUUGAUAUCAUCAGAUAAUCUACUCAGCAAGAUUCCUUUUCUUAAAAAAUCACUGCGUUUUACUGGACGAUUAGUUAUCUUUUAUCAUGGGAGUACGGAUACUACAUAUAAUUUUAGUACAUAUACAUCAUCUUUGAUUCGAGAGUUUAAUAUAGAAAUGGAUAACUUUGGCAUGCAACAUAUAAAUAUAGAAUUUUCAAAUGUACAAGGAUUUCAUCUUAAAAUUA
Messenger RNA from Scutellospora calospora, 588 nucleotides. NCBI's taxonomy places the organism in Eukaryota, Fungi, Glomeromycota, Glomeromycetes, Diversisporales, Gigasporaceae. The record is from the annotation of a GenBank genome assembly.